AUGAUGUCAACGACGACCUCUAAACGCAAGCCUAGCUCCUUACAGACUGCAACAGACUCCGCUAGCAACAAACGGAUCCGGCUCGUUGACGCACAGGGACGGUCUGUCGCGGUCAGAGUGACUCCCCCGCCCGAUCCCCCGACGCGUCCGAGUACGAUGCCACCUGCGGACCCGCCUCGUCAAAGGCCGCGCAUGAACCGACUCACGCCUGCGCGUCCAUUCCCUACGGUCCCGCGGUCUGUUUCCGCGACCGGCCCGCGCUCGGCGCACAAGGAGGGCAAGAACCUCAUCUGCAUCACGCGUAAAACGCCCCUCUCUGCGUACUUGCGCCGCUGCAAGAACGCGGUCAUAAAUGAUGGGUACAAGACGCUCCACUUGAGCGCGAUGGGCGCUGCGAUCCCCCAUCUUCUGCAGCUGUCUGUCGCUCUCCCUCCGAUCCUGCCAUUUGCCGCCGACGAAAUUCAAACGCACGUCACUACCGGCACGAUGGAGGUGCAGGAUGAGAUCAUUCCGGAUGAUGAAGAUGAGGAUAUUGAGUAUAAGACACGGGGGAAGUCUACGCUAGCUAUCGUCAUCAAGAUUGGCGAUGGUGAAUUUGAGGGCGACAAGACUGGUCCCAUCAAACGAGGUGGACCAGUCUCCCGUUCAAGAAACCGUAAUGCACCGCGUCCGACUGCAGGUCCAUCGAACUCCAAGUCACGUCCAGAGACCACCGCCUCAGGACGCCUCGUACUACCGGAGCCGGAUCAGGAUGAGAUGGAUGAGACAGUUUGA
Mycena citricolor is the source of this 774-nucleotide messenger RNA. NCBI's taxonomy places the organism in Eukaryota, Fungi, Basidiomycota, Agaricomycetes, Agaricales, Mycenaceae. The record is from the annotation of a GenBank genome assembly.